Penicillium subrubescens is the source of this 2457-nucleotide messenger RNA. RefSeq names its product CCR4-NOT core ubiquitin-protein ligase subunit MOT2. Gene Ontology annotation, molecular function: ubiquitin-protein transferase activity; nucleic acid binding. Gene Ontology annotation, biological process: protein ubiquitination. The record is from RefSeq and is a predicted model, not a curated record. Gene Ontology annotation, cellular component: CCR4-NOT complex. The coding region runs from base 1 to 2457 and encodes 818 amino acids. NCBI's taxonomy places the organism in Eukaryota, Fungi, Ascomycota, Eurotiomycetes, Eurotiales, Aspergillaceae. The transcript has 4 exons.
AUGUCUUCUAGUCGCCAACAGAUCGACUCCGUCAUCGACGAUGACGAUGAGUUCUGCCCCCUUUGCAUCGAAGAGUUCGACCUCUCGGACAAGAACUUUAAACCAUGUCCCUGUGGAUAUCAGAUCUGCCAAUUCUGUUACAACAACAUCAAAACCCACAGCGAAGAAGGUCGAUGCCCAAACUGUCGCCGUCCUUACGAUGACAGCACCAUUCAAUACAAGAUUCCCGAUGCGGAGGAAUUCAAAGCCGACUUGGCACUGAAGCAUAGGAAGGCCGCAGCCGCUAAGAAGAAGGAAGCCGAAAAGCGCGAAAUUGAAGCUUCCAGCCGCAAGAACCUAGCGGGUGUUCGCGUCGUUCAAAAGAACCUGGUCUACGUCAUCGGCCUCAACCCGACAAUUCGCGACGAGAAUCAGCUGCUACAGACACUCCGCGGGCGCGAAUACUUUGGUCAAUAUGGCGAUAUUGAGAAAAUUGUGGUCAGCAAGGCUAAGCCCGGUGGCAACCCUCAUCAGGGAAUCGGUGUCUACGUCACCUUUUCGCGGAAGCUCGAUGCUGCCACUUGUAUUGCGGCUGUGGACGGCUCUUCGAACGGCGACCGUGUUCUAAGGGCUCAAUAUGGAACCACCAAAUAUUGUUCCUCUUUCCUCCGCAACGAGCAGUGCAACAACCGCAACUGCACCUUCCUUCAUGAGACGGGAGAAGACAGUGAAAGCUACAGCCGAUCUGAUCUUUCGUCUAUGAACACAUUGUCCAGUCAGCGGCCAAGUCACCCACAACAAAACCCUCCCCAUGUCCGUCCGGUUCAGCCCAUUACGCAUACCAUGCGUCGACAACCCAGCAAGGAUGACUCGCUUAGUGGACGAUCAGGCGCUCCCGACGGACCUGCGCUCCCCUCAUCUGCUAGCUGGGCAAACAAGGAUGCCGCCAUUCGGACUAGACGAGCUAGUUUGACUGGCAGCCAGGCAUCCCAAAGCCCACGACCUGCGAGCGUUACUGUUGCCACGCCUGCUGAAGAACCUAGGCGUAUUGAGAGAGUCGAGAGACCGUCUCCAGUCGCUCAGGAAGCGCCACGGACAUCUCAGCCUGUUUCCCGGUCCCCGAUUCUUCAGCCUCCGGUCCAUCACGUCCAGCCUCCGUCUCCCGAACCGCCAGCGCCCACUCCUUUCGAUAACCUCGUCAAAGAUCUCAUGAACCCUAACUUCAAGUUCAUUUUCUCCACUGCCGAUCUGCCAGAUGAGGAGGUCAAGGCGAUCCAGUCAUACCCGUCGUUCAUCGAUCCAUAUGGCGGUGUCAAGCGCCGAGCGAUGCGAGAAAAGGCCGAACAGGACCGUUUGAAGCGCGAGCAGGAGUUACUUCAGUCUGCGGUUGUCGAGGAGGAAAGUCGUGAGGCUGGUAGCUUGCAGCUUGGUGGGGAGCCAGAGGAGUCUAAUCCCCCGCGAGGCCCACAACAGUCCCGUGAAUCGCACGGCGCCAUUCAGCCUCCUUCCCAGCAAGGUACCGCCGAUAACUCAACAGUUGGCUCACCAGUGUCUGCGACGAGUCACCAGUUCCAAGGGCUGAACUUGGCAGGCCGAAGCUUGACACCCUUGCAGCAGCAGCAACUGAUGCUGCUCAAAUCCGCUGGUAACCAACAAGCUGGUAUUGCCGACCAUUUGAGCUCUGCUGCUCUGGAGCAAGCCACCCAGCUUCGCCAAGGCCUGUUGCAUAACCAGAUGGCACAGUUCAACGCCCUGCAGGGUCAGAGCCGCCAAUCCUCCCGGUUCACCUUUGCUAAUGAUGUCGGCUCCAAGAAUAUCAGCAACGCACGCAUGCUGAGCCAGAUGCAGGCCGGGACCCCCAACCCAUUGUCUGCCCCUAGUCCCCAGCAUGUUCUUGCGGGUGGAUUUUAUGCAAGCGGCGUUCAAGGUCCUCCCCCCGGCUUGAAGACAGCUGGAACUCCUCCGAUCAGCGGUGGUGGUAUGUUUGCACAAGGUCAUGGCUUUACUGCCAACGCCAAUAUUGGACUGGGUUCCAACAUGGGAAAGCAAGAGGCGACGCCUGAGUUGAUGCGUGAAUUACUUCGUGGCCGAGGAGGCGGCACGAAUCUCGGUGGUGUACAGGGCCAGGAGGCCGCAAAGCGUGAGUUCAUGUUUCCUUUUCUUCAACAGCACCCCACCCCACCUCCCCUGACUCCCGUCAACGGCCUUCUCAGCUCUUUCUAUGGGUCCCAGACAAGUUCCGUACUUGACUCUGGCGGCGCACAGAAGCAGAAGAAGAAGGGGAAGAAGCAGAGACACGCUAACACUUCCUCCGGUGGAGGCGGUGUAGUAGAUCUUGCGGACCCGAGCAUCUUGCAGGCGAGGAUGCAUCAGGUCGGUGCCAAUGCUACUGCUGGGCAGGCGUUGUACGGGAGCCAGGGUCAAGGUGGGUACAACCCCUCGAUGAUGUAUGGCGGCGGUGGUUUUAGCCGCUGGUGA